AUGCAGCGCGAACUUGCGCGGUGGUCUAUGAGGCCGAGCACAAGAAUACUUACAACGCGGAGAGGGAUUCGAGCUGCCGGAGCCGUUGGCGCGAAGAGAGGACUGGCGUCCAAGGGUCCAUCUUCGUCACGUGCUGUCACGAGCGGAAAGCCAGCGGUGGUAUGGCAAGUUUCCCAGCCUCUGCUUCGACGGGCGUACUCAUCACUAUCAUCAUCAUCUACAUCCGAGCCGGACGGGAAACAACCCGGCGUCUUCCACCAGAUUCAAGACAUCCCCUCAUCAUCAUCAUCAUCAUCGGGAGGCCAACAUUCUUCUUCCUCCAUUGCAACAAUCACCAUCUCGAACCCGACGAAACUCAACAUCGUCAAUACCCGCAUCCUCCAAGACCUCUGCACAGUCUGCGAGGAACUCUCGAACUACGAUGAUACCUCCUCCUCCACCUCCUCCCCCCCUCUCCGCUGCGUCAUCCUCACGGGCGCCUUACCCUCUCACGGGAAACCCCCCUCCUUCAUCGCCGGCGCCGACAUCACCGAAAUGAAACUCCUCACCUCACCCGCCGAAGCCAAAACUUUCAUCACCAAAAUCCACGCCGCGUGUACAUCCCUGCGCCGCCUACCGGUGCCCGUCAUCGGGCGCGUCGACGGCUUCUGCCUCGGCGCCGGCCUGGAAAUUCUCGCAUCUUGUGAUCUGCGAAUCGCAACGCAGCGCAGCACGUUCGGAAUGCCCGAGGUGGCAAUCGGAAUUCCGAGCGUCGUGGAAGCAGCACUAUUACCCGGCUUGAUCGGCAUGGGGCGGACGCGGCGAUUGCUGUAUCUCGCAGAGCGGAUCGACGCCAGGGAAGCGGAGAGGUGGGGGCUUGUGGAGCGGGUGGUGGAAACUACGGAAGCACUGGAUCAAGGGGUGGAGGACUGGUGGAGGCGGAUUGCGGAUAUGGGGACGGGGGCGGUGAGGCUUCAGAAGCGGUUGAUGCAGCGGUGGGAGAAUUGUCAUGUGGAUGGGGGUAUUGCGGCGGGGGUGGAGGUUUUUGCGGAGGCUUUUGAGGAUGGGGGGGAGGAGGCGAGACGGUUGAUGGGGGAGAGGUUUUUGGGGAGGAGGAGAUGA
Messenger RNA from Lecanosticta acicola, 1101 nucleotides. Lineage: Eukaryota; Fungi; Ascomycota; Dothideomycetes; Mycosphaerellales; Mycosphaerellaceae. The record is from the annotation of a GenBank genome assembly.